This is a messenger RNA of Erythranthe guttata (spotted monkey flower), 1218 nucleotides long. Lineage: Eukaryota; Viridiplantae; Streptophyta; Magnoliopsida; Lamiales; Phrymaceae. The record is from RefSeq and is a predicted model, not a curated record.
AUGUCUGUUGCCACGCUAUCUGUUCAGCAAUUGCAAGAGAUGAUUGCCAAUACCAUCAAAGCGCAAUAUGGCGGACCAUCUCAAGUCUCACCCAUAUACUCAAAGCCAUACAUUAAGCGGAUCGAUGCAUUGAGGAUGCCAGCGGGAUACCAACCCCCAAAACUUCAACAAUUCGACGGUAAGGCGAACCCCAAACAACAUAUUGCUCAUUUCAUUGAAACUUGCAACAAUGCGGGGACUAACGGCGAUCUCUUGGUGAAACAAUUCGUAAGAUCACUCAAGGGAAAUGCUUUCGAUUGGUAUGUCGAUUUGGAACCCGAGUCCAUCAACAGUUGGGAAGAGAUGGAACAUGAAUUCUUGAAUCGCUUCUACAGCACGCGUCGUACUGUAAGUAUGAUCGAGCUUACCAAUGCGAAGCAGUGGAAAGAUGAACCAAUUGUGGAUUACAUCAACCGUUGGCGUGCACUAAGUCUAAAUUGCAAGGAUAAGCUAUCGGAAGUGUCGGCAAUUGAGAUGUGUAUCCAAGGGAUUCAUUGGGGGCUUCUCUACAUCUUACAAGGGAUUAAGCCUCGAAAUUUUGAAGAAUUGGCUACGCGUGCCCAUGAUAUGGAGUUGAGUAUCGCGAACUAUAAGAGUGCACUCCCACUAGAUGGUCAAAAAGGGGAAAGAAAGGAUUUUAAGAGAAACGAAAAAUUCUCUAAAACUUCUACCAAGGAGUCAAUGGCCAACUCGAAUGUUACAAGUGUCACUCCACUCUCAAGCGACACAUGUCCCGCAUGGAACACCCAAAAAUGCCCGCCCGCACCUAUGAAGAAAGUGUCUGUAUUUCAAUUUGGGAGUUUGGAACCAAAAUUGGUAAGGGCUUUAUUUCACGAGGAGGAAGUCAUACACGAUGAAAACCCCAUUUCUGCUAUUGAGGAUGAUGGAGAAUGGAUUCUAGUGACACGUCGGCAGAGACAGAGGGGACGUGUUGAAAAACUUCAAGUAAUGCCAUCACGAAACCCACAGCCAAUAAAAUACAUUCACCAUGCCAAAUCGAACAAAGACUCAAAGGUGAGUGAUGAUGCUUCAAGAAAAUCUUACGGAAGUUCGGUUCCCAAGCACGUGACUUUGAAAGAGUUCUUUCCGAAAGAGUUUUUCCUGCAAAAAGUUGAAAGAGCAUACGUUUAUCGGAUGAGAGCGACAAUCAACAUUAUAUUCCUUGUUGUGCUGCUAUGA